AUGGCGUCCAUAUCAGUUGUCGUGAAGCAUCAGGGCAAGAAACACGAUGUCGAGGUCGACCCGAACUCCACCGGCGAGGACUUUAAGCUCCAGAUGUACAGCCUGACAAAUGUCGAGCCCGAGCGACAAAAGAUCCUGAUCAAGGGAGGACAGCUCAAGGACGAUGCGGACAUGAGCAAGCUGAACCUUAAGCCUGGUCAGCUUAUCAUGAUGAUGGGUACUCCCGCCUCUGGAGAUAUCGUCCGACCCAAGGAUGCUGUCAAGUUUGUCGAGGACAUGACAGAGGCUGAGCAGGCUCAGCAGGUUGGCGCCACACCUGCCGGCCUGAUGAACCUGGGAAACACUUGCUACCUCAACUCUACCCUCCAGACUCUGCGUCUGAUCCCGGAACUUCAAGAUGCCCUGUCCAAGUACACCCCGGACGCGGCUUCUGGUAGCCUCCUCUUGGGUGGCUCUUCAAACGAUCUGGCCGGCCACCUGGCCAAUCUGUAUAAGAAGAUGAGCGAAACGCAAGAUUCUUUCCCCCCUCUGAACUUCCUCAACGCCCUACGGAUUGUCUACCCCCAGUUUGCCGAAAAGUCCAAGACGGGUCACGGCUACGCCCAGCAGGACGCUGAGGAGGCCUGGACGCAAAUUGUUCAACAGCUGAGCCAGAAGCUUCGCAUCAAGGAUGAAGACUCAUCCGACACGUCGUUUGUGCAAAAGUACAUGUCGGGCGAAUUCUCGUCGGUUAUGGAGUGUGACGAGGAGGAGGCCCGCAACGGCGGCGAGCAGCCCAUUACCAGCACUGAAAGCUUCGGAAAGCUCAACUGCCACAUCGACAGCUCAACCAACCAUCUGCGAGAUGGCAUCAUCGCUGCUCUGAGUGAGAAGCUGGAGAAGAACUCAGAGGUCCUCGGCCGCGAUGCCGUCUACACCAAGACGUCCAAGAUCUCGCGGGCCCCCAAGUACCUCACGGUACACUUUGUUCGCUUCUUCUGGAAGCGAGAGACUCAGAAGAAGGCCAAGAUCAUGCGAAAGGUGACCUUCCCUAAGGAGCUUGAUAUUGUCGAGUUUUGUUCGGAUGAGCUGAAGAAGGCUCUGGUCCCUGUUCGUGACAAGGUCCGUGAGAUUCGCAAGGACGAGGAGGAUAUUGAGCGUGCCCGCAAGCGACGCAAGAAGAAUGUUGAUGUCGGCGACAUUCCAGGCGGUGCCGCUCUCCCUUCUGAGAAGGAGAAGAAGGAGGCCGAGAAGACGGCUGACGGCGACACUGUGAUGGGAGAGGAGGGUGAGACCUACAAGACGGAUGCCGAGAUUGAGGCCGAGAAGAAUGCCUCUCUCUUGGAGGCCAAGAAGGAGCUCUAUGCCCUCAUCAACCCCGAUCUCCGCCAGGACGACGGUGCUAACCAGUCCGGUCUGUAUGAGCUCCGAGGUGUCGUGACGCAUCAGGGUGCCAGUGCCGACAGUGGCCACUACACUUCAUACGUCAAGAAGGCCGCCCCUAUCGACCCCAAGACUGGCAAGAAGGGCGAGGAGGACGGCAAGUGGUGGUGGUUCAACGACGACAAAGUCUCCGAAGUACCAGCAGAGAAGAUUGAGACCCUCGCCGGCGGUGGUGAGUCUCAUUCUGCUCUCAUCCUGCUGUACCGGGCCAUCCCUCUGCCAACUGCUGAGGGCACCGAGGAGUAA
Fusarium keratoplasticum is the source of this 1668-nucleotide messenger RNA. RefSeq names its product Ubiquitin carboxyl-terminal hydrolase. The record is from RefSeq and is a predicted model, not a curated record. The transcript is spliced from 2 exons. NCBI's taxonomy places the organism in Eukaryota, Fungi, Ascomycota, Sordariomycetes, Hypocreales, Nectriaceae. Gene Ontology annotation, biological process: proteasome-mediated ubiquitin-dependent protein catabolic process; protein deubiquitination; regulation of proteasomal protein catabolic process. The coding region runs from base 1 to 1668 and encodes 555 amino acids. Gene Ontology annotation, molecular function: protein binding; proteasome binding; cysteine-type deubiquitinase activity.